Messenger RNA from Manihot esculenta (cassava), 983 nucleotides. RefSeq lists its product as uncharacterized. NCBI's taxonomy places the organism in Eukaryota, Viridiplantae, Streptophyta, Magnoliopsida, Malpighiales, Euphorbiaceae. Gene Ontology annotation, biological process: asymmetric cell division. The transcript has 2 exons. The coding region runs from base 116 to 973 and encodes 285 amino acids. The record is from RefSeq and is a predicted model, not a curated record.
AGUACAAAGCGAAACCGUUCAAAACUUUCCCUCCUAUUUCAUCCACCUUCCAAACUCUCCCCUCUGUCACUGCAUCAUCACAUUUAAUUCCUUCUAUGUAUAACUCGCUAUCCUCAUGAAGCCAGCCUUAAAUUUCAAGUCCCUAAACGUCCCGAGACCAAAUCUCGCCCCCUUACGCAUCUCCGAUAUCUUACUCGCUGCCGACGACGACGACGUUUUAGACGAGCUUUCUAUUAUGAGCGAGUCUGAGUGUUCUAGGAGCAUAUGCUGUCCAUCGCCCCACCGGAUUGUGGCUCGGUGGAUCUCGGGGCUGAGGCGGACCAGGGUGAAGAGAAUCCCGGGUGAACAUGUGAAGAAAGAGAAAGAGACAGAGAGCAAGAUGGAUGAAGAUGAGAAAGGAUUGGGUGAUCGAGCGGUGCAGGCUAGAUGUUCGAUGAAUGGACUGAAAGGAUUGGGUGAACAUGUGAAGAAAGAGAAAGAGAUAGAGAGCAAGAUGGAUGAAGGUGAGAAAGGAUUGGGUGAUCGAGCGGUGCAGGCUAGAUGUUCGAUGAAUGGACUGAAUGGAUUGGGUGAACAUGUGAAGAAAGAGAAAGAGACAGAGAGCAAGAUGGAUGAAGAUGAGAAAGGAUUGGGUGAUCGAGCGGUGCAGGCUAGAUGUUCGAUGAAUGGACUGAAAGGUGGAAAUUCGGUGUCGACGACUGUAUGUUCAAUUUUUCCAGGAGAGAGCAGGAAAGAUACCUCUUUCAAUAUGGGAGUUGGGUGUUGCCUUUUGUAUCUAAUUGCAGCAAGUAAAAACGAGCUUAAUAAGAUAGUGCAGAUGAGGUUGCAAAUGGAAACCCUCCUCCAAAAUACCAGCGAAGAAUUGAUUAACAAAAGCAAUAUCUCUAAGCUGUCGAAACCAAAUGAUAUGUUUGCGUGCUCUGACACUGAUUCUCCACAAGGGCCACAGUUUGAAUCUCAAUACAUACCGUAGUCCUCAGCAG